AUGCGGGAGCUUGGCAAUUGCGCUCUUCAGCUCUUCAGCUCUUCAGCCUUUCGGGCUCACAGCGAGUUAUCGACAGCAUUAGACGCAUUUCAGCAGAUCCUCACAGCAGACCAAACCGCUCAACUUCGCUCAUUCUCAAGCCCUGCGCCAACGCCGGAUGAUGUUGUCAAUCUGACAAAGAAGAUUAUAGAGGCAAAUGCAAGCCGCAAGAGUCAUCUUUUCGCCUCCCGACUCCAAGGAUUCCUAAGUUCCAUCCAGCAGUAUUGCAAAAUCAUCGAUACAUGCGCAGGGCCAAACCAGAUAGCUGCGCUAGUUUGGGGUGGUAUCAAACUCGUCCUCCUGACCUCGUUAAAUUUUGUUGAGUACUUUGACAAGUUGUCAAAAACAGUAGCUCAAUUCAGCAAUUACUGUCCUAGACUCUCUGAGUAUGAGAAGCUUUUCCCCACAUCAGUAAGGUUGCAACAGGCUCUAGCCGACUUUUACGCUGUUGUGGUACAAUUUUGCUCAAAGGCACUAGGAGUGAUACAAGAGAAAGGAAUCAAGCGGUAUUCAAAAUCCAUAUGGAAAUCAUUCAAAGUGGAUUUCAAAGAGGUAGAGGAGAAUAUCAGUGAAGCUAAGAAUGAAGUUACUGAGGAACUACAAUUGGCAUCCGAACAGGAAGCAGCGAGCUUUCGUCGCUUGCUAACAGCAGAAGCAGACGAGAGCAGAGCGUUCCGUGUCACACAAACCACAGACAUACAAGAGAACCGGGCUUUCCGAUCGGAGCAAAAGCUUGAACGACAGCGAAUCAACGCUCGACAGAUCCAGAAGAUUCUCGCAAAAGAAGAGCGUAAUAAAAUCCGACUUCUGCGGCGUAUCCCUAACUAUGACUAUGCUGCUAGCCUUCGUCGAGCCCAAAGACAGCGUUGUGCAGGAACAUCCAGUUGGCUCCCCCACAAAGCAGAGUUUCGGAAAUGGAUUAACGGGGCAGGUCCAAAGCAUCUCUGGUGUUACGGAAUUCCUGGCUGUGGAAAAACCAUACUUGUGGCAUCGGUUGUCGAUCAUCUACGAAUGACUUUUCCAGGCCAGAAAGAAACAGUAGUCAUUUAUUAUUUUUUUGAUACUCUCAACAAGAAGUCAUUGGAAUUAUCAACCUUUCUGAGGUGCGUUCUACAUCAGGCUCUUCAUCUGGAAAAUCUUUCCCCGGUUGUCGAAAGACGUUUGGAGUCGCUUUUCGAUAGCCGCAUGGAUCAGCUCGAGCCUUCUACCAGCGAACUCGAGCAGCUUUUUCUCCACUCUUGCGGACAAUUCAAAAGAGCAUUCAUUGUAAUCGAUGGACUCGACGAGGUGAGCGAGGAUGAACAGCGCAAUGUCAAAUCCUUCCUGAAAGAAGUACAAAAGACGAAUAGCGCUCGAAUCCUUGCUUUUACUCACGCAGCCAUGAACAUGUCGCAAGUUUUCACUUACUGCUCGCGGUUGCAUGUCACCGCAAAGGACCUCAAGGAUGACGUCGAAAUAUUCAUCGAUUCGCAAAUCGACAGAUACUCACAAGGAGAACUGUCUGCCUGUUCGCCCUCUGUACUUGACAUAAUCAAGCGAAAAUUGAUAGCCGACGCUGAAGGAAUGUUCCUUUGGGUCGCCCUACAAUUCAAAGCCCUCCUCGACGUUUGUGAGGAGGAUGGGACCCCGGACAGGAUCCCUGAUCUUCUCGAGACUCUUCCACGAAAGAUUACAGAUCUAUAUAGCCUCUUACUAGAGAGAAUCGCAGAAAGAACCGGUGAUCAGGCCGAGCGAGCAAAGAAGACAUUUCAAUGGGUUAUCUACAGCAAACGACCGCUGUCGAUCCGUGAGUUGGAAGAAGCUGUAUCCAUCAGUGAAGGCCAGAAGUCGUGGACAAGGUCUUCUUUCAAGCUUGACUUACCGAAACUAGCUAGACUGUGCGGAAAUCUCAUCGAAUUCGAUGAGGCCAACGGAACAGUAUCGCUGUCUCACCACACGGUUGAAGCUUUUCUACAAGACUACAACAACGGACAAGAAGCAGCCAAGUUUGCUAUUGAGGAAGCUAGUACAGAACAAUAUCUGGCAGAUGUUUGCCUUACAUAUUUGUCUUUCACGGACUUUCAUCAAGCUAUCACGCGAACGUCUGACACAACAAAUCUCCAUUCCAUGAAUCACCCAGCAAGGAUUGUGGGGACUAUGGCUCCAAGUUUGGUACGACCAUUCACAGCAUUCAAUGCUCUCAGAAGCCGUCGAGACAGGAAGGUACAUCAGCCUGUUGACUUGGUCAAUGUUUUAAGAGCUGAACUCAACGCUCAUCAAGCAAAAAAGAUGGACCCUGUCUUCCAGCUCCUUGAGUACUGCAAGUGCUACUGGCACAGCCAUAGCCGCUACCUAGAUUCGAAAGACGAAGCACGUUUCAUAACCUUGGAGAACUUCAUACGCGGACAGCAUCUGCCAAGAGAAUGGAUGCCUUGGAAUUCGACCGAAGACGAAAGAUCAUUGCCUCUCUGGAACAUGUUCAUUUGGACUGUAAAAAAUGAACAUACGGCUAUGUUCCGCAUCUGGCAGAGGAUUGCACCAAUGCAAGAGUCAAGUUACUGGGACUACCUUUGGCGCAAAGAUGGACAGAGACUGUUUGCUUCGGCAUGUACAGCAGCCAAUUUUGAGUUGUUGGAGAUGAUGUUCAAUGCUCGAGAAAGGUUUAAAUCAGUAAUAAGACCGUCAGAGAGUGAGAUUAGGCAAGCCUUGAUAAGUGUCUGUCAACUAGGACAUGAUGAGGUACUAGGGAGGCUGCUUCAAGAGAAGGCCGACGUCAAUGCAGCAGCAGCAGCAUAUGACGGAAAAACAGCACUGCAGGCGGCGGCAGAAGGAGGCCAUCUUGUAGUAGUCGAGAGGCUGCUUCAAGAGAAAGCCGACGUCAAUGCAGCAGCAGCAGCAAAUCGUGGGAGAACGGCACUGCAGGCGGCGGCAGGAGGAGGCCAUCUCGCAGUAGUUGAGCGGCUGCUUUAA
Periconia digitata is the source of this 2988-nucleotide messenger RNA. NCBI's taxonomy places the organism in Eukaryota, Fungi, Ascomycota, Dothideomycetes, Pleosporales, Periconiaceae. The record is from the annotation of a GenBank genome assembly.